AUGGCCGGGGCGUCGGUGAAAGUGGCGGUGAGGGUCCGCCCCUUCAACUCUAGAGAGAUGGCCAAGGACAGCAAAUGUAUCAUCCAGAUGACAGGAAACACCACAACAAUCCUGAACCCCAAACAGCCAAAAGAAAACAAGAGUUUCAACUUUGAUUAUUCCUACUGGUCUCACACCACGCCCGAGGACAUCAACUAUGCAUCCCAGAUGCAAGUGUACAAGGACAUUGGCGAAGAGAUGCUGCUCCAUGCUUUCGAAGGCUACAAUGUGUGUAUAUUUGCAUACGGACAGACAGGAGCGGGCAAAAGCUACACCAUGAUGGGACGGCAGGAAACCGACCAACAGGGCAUCAUCCCUCUGCUCUGUGAGGACCUUUUUACCAAGAUCAGUGACAGCAAUAAUGAGAACAGCAUGUCUUACUCUGUGGAGGUGAGUUACAUGGAAAUCUACUGCGAGCGUGUCAGGGACUUGCUGAACCCCAAAAACAAAGGGAACCUACGGGUUAGAGAGCACCCGCUGAUGGGACCCUACGUGGAAGACUUGUCCAAACUGGCUGUCACCUCUUACAACGAUAUACAGGACCUGAUGGACUCUGGGAACAAGGCCAGAACGGUGGCUGCAACAAACAUGAACGAGACCAGCAGCCGUUCCCACGCAGUUUUUAACAUCAUCUUCACUCAGAAGAAACACGACUCGGAGACUGACAACACGUCUGAAAAGGUUAGCAAGAUCAGCUUGGUGGACCUGGCUGGUAGCGAACGCGCUGACUCGACUGGUGCAAAAGGAACCAGACUCAAGGAAGGAGCUAACAUCAACAAAUCUUUGACCACACUGGGCAAAGUUAUCUCUGCUUUAGCUGAGCAGGACUCGGCCCCAAACAAGAACAAGAAGAAGAAGAAAGUGGAGAGUUUCAUCCCCUACAGAGAUUCUGUCCUGACGUGGUUGCUGAGGGAAAACUUAGGUGGAAACUCUCGUACAGCCAUGGUGGCUGCUCUCAGCCCUGCUGAUAUAAACUAUGAUGAGACCCUCAGUACACUGCGGUACGCCGACCGCGCCAAGCAGAUCCGCUGCAACGCUGUCAUCAACGAGGACCCGAACAACCGUCUGGUGCGCGAGCUGAAAGAGGAGGUGGCGCGCCUCAAAGAUCUGCUCUACGCUCAGGGUUUGGGCGACAUCAUUGAGACGUAUCGAUGUGGUGAUCCCGUCAUCAGCAGUUUCCAACACCUGUGCGAUUACAAGAACUUUGUGAAUGAUCGCCAGGCUGUCAAUCAAAGGGGUGAUCUCUCCACAGUGACCAAUGCCAUGACGGGCAUGAGCCCCUCCCCUUCAUUGUCGGCCAUGUCCAGUCGGGCCGCCUCCAUCAGCAACCUCCACGAUCGCAUUUUCAGCCCGGCUAGCGAGGAGGCCAUCGAGAGGCUGAAGGAGACAGAGAAAAUCAUUGCAGAACUCAACGAAACUUGGGAAGAAAAACUCCGACGUACUGAGGCCAUUCGCAUGGAAAGAGAGGCCCUGCUUGCUGAGAUGGGUGUUGCCAUGCGAGAAGAUGGCGGCACCGUUGGUGUUUUCUCCCCGAAAAAGACGCCGCAUCUGGUCAACCUGAACGAGGACCCGCUGAUGUCUGAGUGUCUGCUGUACUAUAUUAAAGACGGCAUCACAAAGGUCGGUCGCGAUGAUGCCAAGGCGCGCCAGGACAUUGUGCUCAGUGGACAUUUUAUCCGAGAUGAGCACUGUACCUUCAGUAGCACCACAGGCCCUCAGGGAGAAGGUUGUGUGGUUCUGGAGCCCUGCGAGGAUGCAGAGACGUAUGUUAAUGGGAAGCGAGUGACAUCGCCAACUGUGCUGCGCUCAGGAAACCGCAUCAUCAUGGGCAAGAGUCACGUGUUCCGCUUCAAUGACCCCGAGCAGGCUCGGCUGGAGCGCGAGAGGACACCGUGCGCCGAGACCCCGGUGGAGCCUGUCGACUGGGCUUUUGCUCAGAGAGAAUUGCUGGAGAAGCAAGGCAUCGACAUGAAGCAGGAGAUGGAGCAGAGGCUGCAGGAGCUAGAGGAUCAAUAUCGUAAAGAAAGAGAAGAAGCCAGUAUCUUGCUUGAGCAACAGAGACUGGACUAUGAGAGUAAGCUGGAGGCUCUCCAGAAGCAGGUGGACUCUCGCUACCUGGAAUCACCAGAGGAAGAAGAAGAACCAGAGGAAGAAGUGCCGUGGACCAAGCGUGAGACAGAGCUAGCACUGUGGGCCUUCCGAAAGUGGCGUUUUUACCAGUUCACCUCACUCCGGGAUCUACUUUGGGGCAAUGCCAUCUUCCUCAAGGAGGCCAAUGCUAUAAGUGUGGAAUUAAAGAAGAAGGUCCAGUUCCAGUUCGUCCUUCUGACAGACACCCUGUACUCCCCCCUGCCUGCUGACUUGCUGCCUCCCAGCGAGACCAAAGAGAGGGAGAGGAGACCGUUCCCUCGGACCAUCGUGGCCGUGGAAGUACAGGACCAAAAGAACGGAGCCACGCAUUACUGGACUCUAGAAAAGCUCAGGCAGCGACUGGAUCUGAUGAGAGAAAUGUACGAUCGAGCCGCUGAGCUCCCGAGCAGCGCCGUAGAGGACUGUGACCAUGCUCUCACCGGCGGGGAUCCCUUCUACGACCGCUUUCCAUGGUUCCGUCUGGUUGGCAGGGCAUUUGUUUACUUGAGCAACCUGCUCUAUCCAGUUCCAUUGGUCCAUCGUGUGGCCAUCGUGAGUGAGAAGGGUGAAGUAAAGGGUUUCCUUAGAGUGGCUGUGCAGGCCAUUUCCGCGGAUGAAGAAGCUCCAGAUUACGGUUCUGGUGUAAGGCAGUCAGGCACCGCCAAGAUCUCCUUUGAAGAUAAACAGUUUGAGAAGUUCCAGACGGAGUCGUGUUCAUCAGGUGGUCUUUCCCACUCCAACACCUCACAGGAGGAGCUUCGCAUUGUAGAAGGUGAAGGUCAAAAUGUGGAAAUAGGAAUCUCUGCCGAUGAAGUCAACAAUAACACGUGUGAAGCUACCCCAGAGCCUCCACCCAGCCCUAUGAAGAGCUCAGGAUAUGGUCUGGAUCUCCCUUUGGAACUCUCGCCAGAGAAGGCUUUGUCCCACCUUAAGAUAGGCAGUACAUUCACCUUUAGAGUCACCGUCUUGCAGGCCUCCAGCAUAUCAGCAGAGUAUGCCGACAUCUUCUGCCAGUUCAACUUUAUUCACCGCCAUGAUGAAGCGUUCUCCACUGAGCCUUUGAAGAACACCGGCAGGGGCCCACCACUUGGCUUCUACCAUGUGCAAAAUAUCUCAGUGGAGGUAACCAAAUCAUUCGUGGAGUACAUCAAGACCCAGCCUAUUGUCUUUGAGGUGUUUGGUCACUAUCAAAAACAACCUUUUCCACCGCUCUGCAAGGAUUUAAUCAGUCCACUGAGACCAUCUAGACGGCAAUUCCCCAGAGUGAUGCCUCUGUCCAAACCGGUGCCGGCCACCAAGCUUAGCACUCUCACCCGCUCCGCAGCCGGACCUUGUCACUCUAAAUAUGACCUCAUGGUCUUCUUUGAAAUUUGUGAGCUGGAAGCCAGCGGAGAUUACAUCCCUGCUGUCGUUGAUCACCGAGGCGGAAUGCCCUGCCAUGGCACCUACCUCCUACAUCAGGGUAUUCAGAGAAGGAUAACAGUAACCAUAGCUCAUGAAAAUGGAAACGACAUUGAAUGGAAGGAGGUUAAGGAGCUGGUUAUUGGUCGCAUCCGGAACACCCCGGAGGCUGAUGAAACCAUCAUAGACCCCAACAUCCUCUCCCUGAACAUCCUUUCUUCUGGAUAUUUCUGGCCAAAACAUGAUGACAACGUCUCCUUGGGAGUUGAUCAUAGGACCUUCUACCGGUUUGAGGCAGCGUGGGACAGCUCCAUGCACAACUCCCUCCUCCUGAAUAGAGUUACGCCCUAUGGAGAGAAGAUCUACAUAACCCUCUCGGCCUAUCUAGAGAUGGAGAAUUGCACUCAGCCCACUGUCAUCACAAAAGAUUUCUGCAUGGUUUUUUACUCGCGUGACACCAAGCUCCCAGCGUCUCGUUCCAUCCGAAAUCUCUUCAGCACAGGCUGCCUCAGGCCUUCUGAGAGUAACCGUGUCACCGGAGUGUACGAAGUGACUCUCUGCUACGUUGCCGACAAUGGGAGUCCAGGUAUGCAGAGACGUCGCAGGCGAGUGCUGGACACCUCGGUGGCGUACGUACGUGGAGAGGAAAACCUGGCCGGGUGGAGGCCUCGUAGUGACAGCCUCAUUUUGGACCACCAGUGGGAGCUGGAGAAACUCAGUUUACUUCAGGAGGUGGAGAAGACCCGGCAUUACCUGUUACUGAGGGAGAAGCUGGAGGCCACCCUCCUGGCCGGUCAGGACACUCUCUACAAAGGAAGUGACAUCAGCGACUUUGCCAAAAGUCCGGUUCUGAGUCAUAGUCCAGCGAGCAGCCCAGCACUGGACAGCCCAAAUCAGAGGCAGAGGGAGCUGGCUGCUAAGUGUCUGCGUCUGCUGAUGCACACCUUCAACAGGGACUACAGCCAGGUGAGCAGCAGUGCCAGUGAGAGCAAGCUCUCCGAGAUCUCAGCGUCAUUGAUGAGGGAGGCAUCCGUGUCCACGCUCAGUACGCUCACCCCAUCCUCCACCUGCCCUUCGCUGAUUGAAGGACACUUUGACAUUAGACACACUGAACCUGGUUCCGGAGCAUCCAGCCCUGAUUUGGAUCCGUUCAGCCCCGUGGACAGAAAGAAAUCUCUCAAAGGUUGCAGCUUUGUUCCGGACAUUCAGGAAAUACGAGUCAGCCCAAUCGUGUCCAAGAAGGGUUACCUCCACUUUCUGGAACCUCACGCCAGCGGCUGGGUGAAACGCUACGUGGUGGUGCGCCGGCCCUAUGUUUACCUUUAUCGCAGCGAGAGGGACAGCGUGGAGAGAGCCAUCAUCAACCUAUCGUCGGCCAAGGUGGAAUACAGCGAAGACAAGCAGACCUUGCUGCGGACUCCAAACACAUUUGCCGUGUGCACCGAGCAUCGUGGGAUACUGCUUCAAGCCAACAAUGACAAAGAGAUGCACGACUGGCUUUAUGCUUUCAAUCCUCUGUUGGCAGGAACCAUCAGGUCCAAGCUGUCCAGAAGAAAGUCAGUGCAGUCGGCGCCGGUUGCUCAGCGGAUGUGA
This is a messenger RNA of Nerophis lumbriciformis (worm pipefish), 5163 nucleotides long. The record is from RefSeq and is a predicted model, not a curated record. Lineage: Eukaryota; Metazoa; Chordata; Actinopteri; Syngnathiformes; Syngnathidae.